Sciurus carolinensis (gray squirrel) is the source of this 7912-nucleotide messenger RNA. RefSeq names its product CUGBP Elav-like family member 1 (gene Celf1). Gene Ontology annotation, cellular component: ribonucleoprotein complex; cytoplasm; nucleus. The transcript has 15 exons. The coding region runs from base 99 to 1643 and encodes 514 amino acids. Gene Ontology annotation, molecular function: mRNA 3'-UTR binding. The record is from RefSeq and is a predicted model, not a curated record. NCBI's taxonomy places the organism in Eukaryota, Metazoa, Chordata, Mammalia, Rodentia, Sciuridae. Gene Ontology annotation, biological process: mRNA splice site recognition; regulation of alternative mRNA splicing, via spliceosome.
UUUUCAGACAACACAAGGAAGCUAAAGCUGUGUGUAUUUGUGGAUCAGACAAGUGCAGCAAGUUAAUAUCAUUGGCUUCUGAAGGGGAGAGUGAGGUGAUGGCUGCGUUUAAGUUGGAUUUCCUUCCAGAAAUGAUGGUGGAUCAUUGCUCUUUGAAUUCCAGUCCUGUCUCCAAGAAAAUGAACGGCACCCUGGACCACCCAGAUCAACCGGAUCUUGAUGCUAUUAAGAUGUUUGUGGGCCAGGUUCCAAGGACCUGGUCUGAGAAGGACUUAAGGGAACUCUUCGAACAGUAUGGUGCUGUCUAUGAAAUCAACGUCCUAAGGGAUAGGAGCCAAAACCCUCCUCAGAGCAAAGGGUGCUGUUUUGUUACAUUUUACACCCGUAAAGCUGCAUUAGAAGCGCAGAAUGCUCUUCACAACAUGAAGGUCCUCCCAGGGAUGCAUCAUCCUAUACAGAUGAAACCUGCUGACAGCGAAAAAAACAAUGCAGUGGAAGACAGGAAGCUGUUUAUUGGUAUGAUUUCCAAGAAGUGCACUGAAAAUGACAUCCGAGUCAUGUUCUCUUCAUUUGGACAGAUUGAAGAGUGCCGGAUAUUGCGGGGACCUGAUGGCCUGAGCCGAGGUUGUGCAUUUGUAACUUUUACAACAAGAGCCAUGGCACAGACGGCUAUCAAGGCAAUGCAUCAAGCACAGACCAUGGAGGGUUGCUCAUCCCCCAUGGUGGUAAAAUUUGCUGAUACGCAGAAGGACAAAGAACAGAAGAGAAUGGCCCAGCAGCUCCAGCAACAGAUGCAGCAAAUCAGCGCAGCAUCUGUGUGGGGAAACCUUGCUGGUUUAAAUACUCUUGGACCCCAGUAUUUAGCACUUUAUUUGCAGCUCCUUCAGCAGACUGCCUCCUCUGGGAACCUCAACACCCUGAGCAGCCUCCACCCAAUGGGAGGGUUAAAUGCAAUGCAGUUACAGAAUUUGGCUGCACUAGCUGCUGCAGCUAGCGCAGCUCAGAACACACCAAGUGGUACCAAUGCUCUCACUACAUCCAGCAGUCCCCUCAGCGUACUCACCAGUUCAGCAGGGUCCUCACCUAGCUCCAGCAGCAGUAACUCUGUCAACCCAAUAGCCUCACUUGGAGCCCUGCAAACAUUAGCUGGAGCAACAGCUGGCCUCAAUGUUGGCUCUCUGGCAGGGAUGGCUGCUUUAAAUGGUGGCCUGGGCAGCAGUGGCCUUUCCAAUGGCACUGGGAGCACCAUGGAGGCCCUCACCCAGGCCUACUCGGGUAUCCAACAAUAUGCUGCUGCAGCGCUUCCCACUCUGUACAACCAGAAUCUCUUGACACAGCAGAGUAUUGGUGCUGCUGGAAGCCAGAAGGAAGGUCCAGAAGGAGCCAAUCUGUUCAUUUACCACCUGCCCCAGGAGUUUGGAGAUCAGGAUCUGCUGCAGAUGUUUAUGCCCUUUGGGAAUGUCGUGUCUGCCAAGGUUUUUAUAGAUAAGCAGACAAACCUGAGCAAAUGUUUUGGUUUUGUAAGUUACGACAAUCCUGUUUCUGCUCAAGCUGCCAUCCAGUCCAUGAACGGCUUUCAAAUUGGCAUGAAGAGGCUUAAAGUGCAGCUCAAACGUUCGAAGAAUGACAGCAAGCCCUACUGAGCGUGCUCCCCUCUUGAGACUGGAGUGAGAGGGUCUUCUGGCACAGCUUGCCCUGAAGACUCGGCUACUGCCUUCUGUGGGAGUUUCGCUUCGUACAGAGGACAAAGUUUGUGCUUUGGUUUCCAGUGUUUUACUUUGGAGUUUAGGUGCCAUAUCCUGAGUUUCUUUUUUUUUUUCCCCCCUCCUUUAUUUAAAGUUUGCCGUGUUUGUAACCAGUGUGUGUUGAGAAGGACCAACACCAAACCAGCCUCGGGGAAAGGGAAUGGGGAAAUGUUUUUAAAAAAUGAUGAUCAGAAUUUUCCCCAAACCACCCCAAGAGAGGACUAAGUAAAACAAAAAGUUGACCCUCAGAAUCUCCCCAAGUGCAAGGGUGAGUGAAAUGAAAACUGACAUCCAAGAGUUGCAGGGGUGGAGUGGUGGGUUGGCUCUGGAGGAGAGGAGUGAUUUGACACCUAAUGCUCAGGCAGCUGAAGUCAGAAACUCCUCCAAUGCUGCCUUCUGUAGAUAUAUGGAGUUUUUGCCACCUAUUUUUCAGAUUCUUGUCCUGGAUUUCUGCCUCUUUUUUUCUAAAAGGGGUCACCAGUUCUCUGGAAAUAAAGCACCUCUUAAUUAGCCUGACAUAUGCAAAAAGCAGGGAGACAUCACCCAUUGCUGGACUUCCUCAACCACCAAUGCUAUUGGAUUGCCCUGCCUAGCUGGUGGCUGUUUGGGAUAAGCAGCCAAAGAGGUCAUUUUUCUUUUAUUCCAACAUCAAAUGAGAUCAUGACCCAUUUCCAAUAGCUCUCUUAAAAGAAGGCCUCUGUGGAAGAUGUUGCCUGUUUUCCUUCCUUAGAAUUCACCACAGCAAGGAACAUCACCCCCAUGCCAAGCCACAGUUUUCUCAUGAGGGCAAAUCCAGAAAGGUCUUGCAGCAUCUUGCUGAAGGGAGCACCUCCCCUGGGCAGAGUGAUCAAAAGCCAUCUAGUUGUGAGAGGAGAACCCUGCUUCUUAAUAUACCUGAAUCAGAAGGUUCCUUCAAAUCAGGAUGCCACAUUUGCCAGUGGCCAGACUUAAUACUUAAGAACCUGAAGAGGUCCGUGCUUGCCUCCUUGAGCGAGGUGUCCCAGAGGUGGUAUUCCCACAGAGGUCUGGCAGGCCCCUCUUCUAACCACUCCAGCCCUGUCUUCUGCCCUUGGGGACAGAGGAGACAACAGGAUGUUUACAGCCUCCAUAUGGAUUUAGUGUUCAUUUACCUCAGUAUUACUGUGUUCAUUUUGUCCUCGUGCUUACAGUUAGCUCCCUGCUGCCUCCCACAGGUCUCACUCCAGCUCUUGCCUGUGACCCACACAGCCUCUGGGCUCUGCCUCUGCUCUAAGAAGUGCUGUGGGGGUGGAAAGCCAGGAAGGACAUGCUGUUGGGAAUGUGCACCUGGGCAGAGGUAGCCCCAUUAGGAUAUGACUAUUAGCCACAGCCAGGGACUGGGUCCCUGGGUCCCUGGAAGCUUACACCUCACAAAUGAGUCCUGACCCCUAGAAGCAGAGAUCAGAGUAAAGGGGUUGGUUUGGUAUUAAGUUGAAUGGGGGCUCUCUCAUUGUCAUGCUGUCCCUGUGGGUAACAGAUUGACUGUCUUGCUGUUGUACAGUUAGUUCGUGGUGUUGGAUUAUCCCAUUGAAGCUGGGACAGCUGUUCCCUUCUCAUAGUGAUAACUUGGGUCUAUUGUCCUCUUAAGAAAAGUGAAACAUACACUUCUUAAGCUGAACCACGUAAACUUGAAUUCUGCGCACUGGGAGAAAUGUGUCCUGUGUUUCAAAGGAUAAAACUGUUCUAAAGGCUUCCAGGGUCAUGAUGGGAUUUUUUAAAUAAAUGCAAAAAAAUAAAAAGAAAAAAGAAAAAAGAAAAAAAAAAAAAGAAAAAAAUGCUAGGUUGGGGAGGCGCUGUUCUGAAUCCCAACCGGCUGGAACCAAGAAUGUCGUUUCUAUUUUUAUAGAAGUUUUAUACAGCUCCGGGGUGGAGAAUAUUUAUUACCUAAAUUAUAUCUCUGGAAAAGGCCAGGAUUUUGUAGAAUCCAGAAUGUGAUUGUUGUACACACAGGGUGCUGUGUAUGAUUGAAACUACUGACUUUUUGUGGCCGAUUGCAGCCCAGCUAACCUGCCCGAGGGGAAGGUGUUAAUGCUGUGAAUUGGCAGAGGAGAGAGCUGUGCUCCACAGGGUGCUGCCGGUGCUGUGCUCCCUAACCUUCUGUUCUGUCUUCCUCCUUGGCUAGAACUCCACUCCCUUCCCCCAUCUCCCUUCUUCCUUAUCCCUGCCCCUCCCCCAUUUCAUCACUUGUCCAUAGAUUUGUCCUGGGCUCUGGGACUUUAUGAAACCACUUUGCUAAUGACAUAAGAGGUAAAGGUGCAAUCCAUUGCCUUUGAUACAGACCCUCAGGCUUCAUACCUGGUUUUGGUUCUCUUUUUGUAAGAGGAGCACAUGCCCCAGCGGGGUCCUGGGCUGCUAAGGCAGCCAGCUGGUGAGAUCAUGCACUUCUGUUCUCUCCUCCCUCUGCCCAGUGCGUUUGCACCGCAGCAGCACUGCCCUUGAGUACAGUUCUUUCCCCAGGCCAAAGAUGGUUUUGUGAAGAAGCUGCUCCCCUACAAGUCUCAUGGUGUGAAAGGGCUCAGCUCAGCUCGGAGAGUGGAGACUCGCAGUCAAGUCUUAAGCAAUCCUUUUCUGUUGUGUGGAGGUUUCACUUACAAUGUGGUUUUUUUUUGUUUUGUUUUGUUUUUUGUUCUGCUGUAGUUUUGUUUCAUACUGGGUUACAUCAUGAAAUUGAUUUGCCUUGAAUGCAGCCAGACCACUGUCUCUCCUGGGUUCCAUAUGAGUGGCCAGGGCCUGUGUGGAAGCUAAGGGCUUGGAUUUCUGGGAAUAAAGGGCAGUUUUAAUAGGAUUGAGCAGAAACCCUGUCCCUCGACCCUAAAGAAUCUUCCCCAUCCCAGCAAGUGUCUUCUGCUUCCCCCCUGAGUUUUGAUCAGGGAGUGGGAGAGAGUCUGAGAGGCCCUGCUCCCCGAGAGACCUUCCCUUAUGUGUUGAGCGCUUCGUGGGAAAUCCAAGCCUUAGGUUCCCUUCUGUCUCUGGCAAUUGGAUGUUUUCUUGGUGUCUCCAUGUCCUUUUUGACUUUUCCCUGUGUCCAUUGUUAGCAUGUGCAAAAGUUCCCUGUCAUUACCCACCCCCGCCCCCCUGCCCCGUCCCGCCUCCUCAUUUCAGGGCUGUACACACAGUGAGUGUCCUGUUCUCUCUCUCUUUGUUUGGAUGUAUUGCUCUGUGUAACUCAGUGGGUCUCCCUCUUUCUGGUUUGUUUUUUUUUCUAGAUUCCUGCCGUUUGUUCAUCGUUGUGCCUAAAGCAUGUCGAUGUGGCGUCAAGUACAUCGUCCAAAUCCCUGUCUCUUCAGCUUCUCUGAUGCUUGAACUCUCACCUUUGACCUUGUGUUGACCUUUGAUGCUGACGUGUAUUUUUAUUAUGUUUGUUUCUUUCCUUGUUUUUUCUUUUUUCUUUCCUUUUUUUUUUCCCUUUUGUGCUGCCAAAAUUGGUUUUGCUAGAACGACUGCUGAAGGGGAAAUAUUUAAACUUGCAUUUGAAUAUAAAAAAAAUCUAUUUUUCUAGAACUUCAUAAGAUAACCACUUGAUUUUGUGAUUCCAAUUCUUUGUAAUUGUCUUCAGAGCAGCCCUACUAGCACAUACCGCGUGGUGUUUGUAUUUCUGUGAACACACAGCCAGUCCGUUUCUAGGCUUUGUUUCUCUGUGUGCUUAGUUUUAAAGACAACUUUGAAGUAAACAAUGAAAUAAACGAUGUCACUAAAACCUUUGAGGCUCCUGAGCACAUUUUGCUGAUAUAGUUUGUGGGGCUUGAGGAGACCGCAUGUGUUGCUCUUUUGUUUUUCUGAGUUCUCAACUGCAGAAAACACCUGAACCCCCCCCUUCCUUUCUGACUGCAGUUUGGGCCCCAGCCAGCCCUUUUUCUUUUUUUCUUUUUCUUUUGUGGUUGUUCCCUGGAGCUACCCUGCGGGGAGCCUUGGCUCCCUCUUACCCCUUCCCUCAGCCCCACAGGGCUCUCCUCCAUACUUGUUCCUAUAGUCUCCACAGCAAAAUGUGAUGCUUUUUUUUGUUUUGUUUUGUUUUGUUUUUGUAUUGUUUUUGUUUUGAAAUUUUUCCUUUCCUACUAAGAUUAUGCCCAGAAAAAACAAGUUUUGCAUGUGUCCUGCUGUUUCUUCACACCUUCGUAUAUAUCACCUUCACCUCUCUGUUUUCUAUAGUUUGUGCAAAAACUGACCGAUUUAAAAGGGUUUCAAAGAAGCUGUUUUAAAUUGUUGUGGGGUUGAUUAUUUUUUUCAAGAUUGUACUGUUUUAUUUUGAAGUGGCAACUUUCUCCUCUAUUGCCCUUAGAGUGUUUGCCUGUGCACUUAGACUGUCACCUUGCGCGGCCUCCAGGUCUCAGCAGGGCUCCCAGGAGGUAGGCUGCUCUGCUCAGGAGUGGGAAGGGGCCCCAGAGAGGCCCAAGAAGCAGAGCUAGAAUCCGAAGGUGGCUGUGGGUGGACAAGGCUUAGCACAGUAGGGCUAGCACCCAGCGGAGGGGGGUGCUCCUAACCACCGGAGGAUGCCAUCUGCGCACUAAGCGGCUAUACAUCUGCCGCACUUUUCCUCGGUGACAAGCACAAUACUACAGUCUUCACACUGUUUACAGCCCUGGGCACAAACCACCCCACACUGGCUCUUCACCACAGCUCUGUUCUUGCUUAGCUAGUGGGGUGGGGAUGAGGGUGGGGAUUUGUUUUUUAAAUUGGGUGAAGAGCCAGAUAGCUACUGUCCCUGGGUGCCAGGCCAGCUAGUUCUUUGGUUCCCUGAGGGGAACUUUCCCUCUUCUCUUGUGGCACCAUCCGCCUCAGGGUCUUGAGGACUUGAGGAAGAAUGUGAAUGGAGGGGGAGAGGCCAGAGGAGAUGAGAGGGCAGGGAUGGAUCUGUGGAGGGAAGAGGUAGCAGGGGAGGAGUUCAUAGCAGAUCCCACCCAGACCUACAGGCUGGUGGGAGAAAGAGCUGGGAAGCAGAAUUGUCCAGGGAAGGGUGGCAAGGUACAGGAGGGGCCCCGGGGGCGGGGGGGGGGGGUAGAAGCACUGUUUAGCAUCAUUCACACUGGGGUUGAGGGAGAAAGGGAUCCUGGCAGAAUUUCUGGUCUGGGACCCAGCAGGUUGCCCAGUAUUAUGCUUGGCCACUCUUACUAGGAGGAAAGGGCAGCCAAGAGGAGGCCCAGUGUAUAGUAGGCUGCUUAAUUUCCUGGAAGGGGUGACUGGAUGGAAAAGGCCAGAAGCCCCAGCCUGAGAGACUGCUGUGCACCCCACAGUCUGACUGCACAGAGCCGCCUCUGUUGGCAGGAGGCGCUGAGGCUCCCCUUCCUGUGUAUUGAGAAGCCUUGUUUGCCAAUAUAUUUUGCUUUCAAUUCCAAGAGGAGCUCUGGGAAAACCUGUGGAUAAAACCAAAUGCCAAAUGUUGGACGUUGUUUCCUUUUCCUUUUCUCUCUCUGAUUGUUUUAAUUGUUCUGUGGUGGUUUUAAUGGAUUUGAGACCCUGGAGCGGCAGCUGCCUUUCUGAUUUCCAGCUGCUUUUUGUGAAUAAUUUAAAAAGAAAAAAAAAAGAAACUUUACAUUUUGGAGACAAACCUGUGUGAGUUUUUUAUUGGUACAAACGUUGUAUUUAACACUAGGGGUUUUGUACAGUUUUUUGCCUUUUCUACUAGAAAACAAUGUAAAGUGAUUUCACAAUGUGAAGAGAAAAAAAUUGCCACUAUGACCAAACGCACAGUCUGUUCUGCAGCAACAACGGGAUUCAAUCAACUCAAAAGUCGUGAUUCAGCCGUAGAAAUGCUUUUCCUUGACCUUGUUUGAGCUUUCCUUUCUUUCCUGUUUUGAUUUGCAAAAGAAAAUGUCUUUUCUGUGUGAACUUGUGUUGUACUCUGUAGAAAAUUAUGGAUUUUACUUUAAUGGUUUAAAUAAAGGCAAGAAGAGCCCUUAUCGCUUUUCUUACCUAAUCACAGAGUUUGUGUAGUGGAUUAAAAAAGAAAAAAAUUGUUACAAGUUUGGAGCAAGGGAGUAUGUGUUUAAAAGGACUCUCCUUCCUUUUUUUGUGUGUUUUUCCUUUUGUCCCAAUGGGGAACCUAAAUCUGUUUUAAUUGCACAGACACACGGACAAAAAGUCAUUUUGUAUCUGCCAAGUGUGGUACCUUCCUUUGUUUAUUUGCUAUUAAACUGUUUGAGAAGAACUGA